AUGGCAGAAGGCAAUACCCGCUAUCACUACGACCCGUCCAUGGCGGCGGCUGUCAUUUUUAUUGUUGCCUUUUCCCUCUCAGGUAUCUACCAUACCUACCAGGUCAUACGACUCAGAUCAUGGUAUUUCAUCCCAUUCGUGGUCGGUUCUAUAGUCGAGGUCGUUGGAUACACAGGCAGAGGCGUGAACGCUUCGGAGCCCUCGGGAGAAUGGACAGAUGGACCAUAUAUUAUCCAAGCCCUGUUCCUUCUGCUCGGUCCUCCUUUCUACGCCGCCUCCAUUUACAUGGUCCUCGGACGCCUUAUUAGACUCCUCAAGGCGGACAGUUUCUCCGUGGUUAGGUUGAACUGGCUGACCAAAAUCUUUCUCUUUGGAGAUAUUGCUUCUAUUGCUGCUCAAGGAAUGGGUGGCGGCAUGCUUGCUGGAGCUGACAGCAAAUCAGCAAAAGAUAGAGGCCAGAUGAUAAUCAUCAUUGGUCUCUUUAUCCAGCUUAUCUUCUUCGGCAUGUUUAUCAUUGUCACAGUCAUUUUCCAUCGCCGAAUUCACAACAUGCCUACGGUCGCCAGCCUUAAGAUUCGAGCACCCUGGAAGAGGCUCCUUAUAGUCCUCUAUGUUUCUAGCGGCCUCAUCAUGAUUCGCUCUAUCUUUCGAGUUAUUGAAUACAUCAUGGGUGAGGACGGCGAGCUUAUGGCCAAGGAGGUUUACAUAUAUGUAUUUGACGGUACCUUGAUGCUCCUUGUGUCUCUGCUUUUCAACUGGUUUCAUCCCUCUGCCACUAUCAACAAAGAUAUUAUGCAGCGAUACAACAAUGUGGACUCGGAAACCCAGCUUGGGGACUUAAACUGA
Messenger RNA from Fusarium oxysporum Fo47, 846 nucleotides. RefSeq names its product RTA1 like protein-domain-containing protein. Gene Ontology annotation, cellular component: membrane. NCBI's taxonomy places the organism in Eukaryota, Fungi, Ascomycota, Sordariomycetes, Hypocreales, Nectriaceae. The transcript is spliced from 3 exons. The record is from RefSeq and is a predicted model, not a curated record. The coding region runs from base 1 to 846 and encodes 281 amino acids.